This is a messenger RNA of Leptosomus discolor (cuckoo roller), 1018 nucleotides long. NCBI's taxonomy places the organism in Eukaryota, Metazoa, Chordata, Aves, Leptosomiformes, Leptosomidae. The record is from RefSeq and is a predicted model, not a curated record.
CUUCUCCCUCACGCUGAUCGACGCGCUGGACACCCUGCUGAUCUUGGGAAAUGUUUCCGAGUUUCAGCGAGUCUUCAGUGUGCUGCAGGAAGGGGUGGAUUUUGAUAUUGAUGUCAAUGCAUCUGUCUUUGAAACUAACAUUCGAGUGGUGGGUGGUCUCCUCUCCGCUCACUUGCUGUCAAAGAAGGCUGGUGUCGAAGUCGAGGUGGGCUGGCCGUGCUCUGGCCCUCUCCUGAGGAUGGCGGAGGAAGCAGCUCGCAAACUCCUGCCGGCUUUUCAGACCCCGACUGGGAUGCCAUAUGGAACAGUGAACUUGCUGCAUGGAGUAAACCCUGGGGAGACCCCAGUUACCUGUACUGCUGGAAUUGGUACAUUUAUAGUGGAAUUUGCCACUUUAAGCCACCUUACUGGUGACCCAGUGUUCGAGGAUGUGGCCAGGAAGGCUUUGAAGGCUCUGUGGAAAAAUCGCUCGGAGAUUGGGUUGGUUGGUAACCACAUUGAUGUGAUAACUGCCAAGUGGGUGGCCCAAGAUGCUGGCAUUGGGGCAGGAGUGGACUCCUACUUUGAAUACCUUGUUAAAGGAGCCAUUCUCCUGCAGGACAAGGAGCUAAUGUCUAUGUUUCUAGAAUAUAACAAAGCUAUCAAAAAUUACACAAAGUUUGAUGACUGGUACCUCUGGGUUCAGAUGUACAAAGGAACAGUGUCCAUGCCUGUUUUUCAAUCCCUGGAGGCCUACUGGCCAGGCCUACAGAGCCUGAUUGGGGAUGUAGAUAAUGCCAUGCGAACCUUCCUCAACUAUUACACUGUCUGGAAGCAGUUUGGUGGGCUGCCGGAGUUCUACAACAUUCCCCAGGGCUAUACGGUGGACAAAAGAGAAGGAUAUCCCCUCAGGCCUGAGCUGAUUGAGAGUGCGAUGUAUCUGUACCGUGCUACAAGAGAUCCCACGCUCUUAGAACUGGGAAGAGAUGUAGUGGAGUCAAUAGAGAAAAUCAGCAAGGUGGACUGUGGAUUUGCAACU